This is a messenger RNA of Funneliformis geosporum, 393 nucleotides long. Lineage: Eukaryota; Fungi; Glomeromycota; Glomeromycetes; Glomerales; Glomeraceae. The record is from the annotation of a GenBank genome assembly.
AUGAUCAUGAUUUUAAUACCGAUAAUCCAAAUUCAUACUUUUCCAACAUUAUACGGUUCAAGGGAACCCGAAUUUCGUUCUAUUAUUGUAAAAUAUCCAAAAGAAUCAUCAUCUUUUAAAAUUGGAUCCAAACAAUUCAUUGAAUGGAAAUCCACAUUACCCCAUUCCACUGAAGUUGUUGUAGAAAUAUUGAGUUCUCCACGUUAUGAGUUCAGUCCUCCUGAAAUCAUUUGGAAAACCACCGCCAGUGUUGGUAAUGGAAAGGUUUCAUUUAUUGUAGGACAAUGGUUUUAUUAUAAUAUUUAUAAUGCCAGAGUUUAUACUCAAAAUCAUCCUCGAAUAACUGGUACUUCUGGUCAUUUCACCAUCCAUUCUCUACCAAUACAAUCAUAA